GAUUUGCGUCUUCUUGCCCAACCGGCACCCAGUUAGUUACACCUGUGAAGCGGAGACGGUGACUGGUUAAGAACACCCUGAACUUACGCUUCUUACGCCCACUUCACGUACAAGCAGCACCAGUGGUCUCAGGGUUUCAUCCACGUUUAUCUUCAGGCUGGGCUGUGGGCUGGCGCCGCAAGGACACACCGCAGUGGAGAAAGUGCUCAAGUCUUCUUUCUGAAGUCCUCCCUUAGAAGAGUCAGAGGAGAAAAGAAAGUCGCUGCUACGUGCCCAACUUAGGUCCACCUCUCUUGGGAGUAUACAGCAUUCUGAAGCUCGAGAAAGCAAGUAUUUAUGUCAGUUAACUAGGUAUAGGAGAGUGACCCAUAACUUCAGACACUUGCCUCAGAGCGAACCGUAGUAGUGAGGGGACAGGAUCAGAGGAUUUUUUGUCUUAUCAUGUACAGCAGAGCUUACAUCUUGCUAAAAAGAGAAUUCCAAGAGUUGAAGAACAACAAUUAUGAGGGUAUUACUGCCUUUCCUAUAAGUGAAGAUAUGAUGCAAUGGGAUGUUGACAUUGAAGGUCUACAGAAUACAAUUUGGCAUGGAGCAUUCUUCCAACUGAGAAUAAAUUUUACAUCAGAGUAUAAUUUUGUCCCUCCAGUUGUGAAAUUCAGAACAAUUCCUUUUCAUCCAAAUGUAGACCCACAUUCUGGCAAGCCCUGUAUAGAUUUUUUGGACAGCCCUCGUAAAUGGAAUAGAAGCUAUACAUUGAGCAGCAUCUUACUUACCCUCCAGGUUAUGCUUUCUAAUCCAGUGCUAGAAAAUCCAGUGAAUUUGGAAGCAGCCCAUAUACUGAUGAAAGAUGAAACUCUGUACAGACUAAUAAUUCUACGACUUUUCCACCGGCCGUUACCAUCAAAAGAUGAUGGUUCUGAGUCACCAAAAGAGCAAGAUAAACUUAACAGAUCAAUUAAAUCAGUCUCAUUUAGUGAUUACUACAAGACAUGGUCUGGAAUAGCCACAUCAAAAGCCACAGAAUAUUACAGAACUCCAUUUCUUAAAGAUCCGAAUUUCAUUAAACAGUAUUAUAAUUGGAGGAAAGAUGAUCUAAAACAUACUAAAGAAUGGAGUUUAAGGUAUAUUGCUGCCAUAUCUCGGAUUGCUAGAGAAAAUAUAAAGCCUCAGAAAGCCAAUUAUCAAACUGAAAGAAGUUAUGUCUGCAUACCUCCGAUUCAGACUUCUCCUGAUUCACAAACUGAAACAGAUAUUGUCGCAAAGAAGGACAAUAAAAAGGAGUGGUGGAAGAGAAAGCCGGCUGAAGUUAGUGUAAAGGAGCCAUGGGAAGAUGAAGUGGAUGAUCUGGUUGCCUGGACCAACUCCCUUGAUACAGAUGCUUUGGAAGAUUAAGCUCCAGGAUUUAAAAAAAUGAACAGCCUCAACCACAGCUCAGCUUCAUGGAGCAACUCUGGAAGACUCACAACUUUUCAAAUUUGUCUCAUCCUCUCACUGCAAGAACAAAUUAGAAAUAAAAGUGUGAA
Capra hircus (goat) is the source of this 1523-nucleotide messenger RNA. RefSeq names its product ubiquitin conjugating enzyme E2 U (putative) (gene UBE2U). The transcript is spliced from 10 exons. Lineage: Eukaryota; Metazoa; Chordata; Mammalia; Artiodactyla; Bovidae. The coding region runs from base 442 to 1392 and encodes 316 amino acids. The record is from RefSeq and is a predicted model, not a curated record.